AUGUCUAUACCUAAUCCAGACAUUAUGACCACUCCCAAUUCAUACAAUUAUUCAUCACGAAGAAAUUCCUUAACUUCAAUAUCAACUGUUAAUACUACUUUAACAAGUACUGGUAAUACAUCUUCAAAUUCAGUAAGAGAUUUAUCAACUGAUAAUUUGUUGGGUCUUGAUAAUAAAUUUAGGAAAAAACAAAUAAAAAGAGUUCCAAAUGGUAUAAAAUCUCCAGCAUCGGCUUCAAGUCAACAACAACAACAGAAAUUGCCCAAACAAUUGAUUAUUCCUCAACAAUCACCUCAAGGUCCAAAUUCGGCUCAAUCCCCUGAUUCUAAUACAACUUAUUAUUUCCCAAAUGGUGAAAUUUUCAGGCCGAGAACAGCUCCUCUUAAGAGAAAUAGACCUCAAAAAAUAAAUCAUCAUCAUAAUCAACCCCCUCCACCGCCACACCAUCAACUGCAUAGUCAUCAAUAUCAACAGUAUCCAUCACAUCACCAUCCUGCUGCCCAUAAUCAACAGCAGCAUCAUUAUCAGGUUCCUCCAGUUCAACAACAACAGCAAUAUUAUCACCCCCCUCCUCAACAUUAUAAUCCUCAUUAUAAUCAUUACCCCCCUCAAUCUCAUUACACUUAUAAUCAACAACAACAGCUUCAACCUGCUUUAUCAGUGCCUAGCUCCAGAAGUAACUCUAUAACUUCUUCAGCUCCUCCUGUAUUUCAUCAUUUACCUCCUCAUUUACAAAAUCAAGUGUUGCAUUUACAACAACAACAACCUCCUGCCAUAUCAAGUACUGAUUCACCAUCAUCAAUACCAUCAUCUUCCAAUUCUUCUUUAAGUACUGAAUCAAUUCAAAAGAUCAAUUCGUUGACUUCAUUAAAUAAUUCAUCGUCAACUACAAUAACUUCUACUUCAACCAAUAAUGGUAGUCCAUCCACUAUUCCUUAUAAUUACCCUAAAAAACUUCCAAAUCCAAUGGUUAAGAAUAAUAAUUUAAGGUCUCCUCAAUCUGGGUCCAAUGGAGCUCCACCACCAGGAUCAGUUACACCCGUGAAUGAUAUGGCAAACUUUAAUAAAUACAAUAGAUCAAGUUCAAUAACGUCAAUUUCUUCAGUUCAAAGACAACAAUUAUUACAAUCUCAACCAGCAGUGACGAUUCAUUCUCCUCAACAUACUUCUCAAUCAUAUCCUAAUUUGUCACAAUUCCAACCUUAUCAUUCUUAUACGAACUUGGCAUCGAAUCAACAAGGUAAUUCAUCUUCAUCUUCAUCAAGUUCUUCACCUUCUCAGAGACUAGUGUUACAAUCUAAUAAUUUAUUAAGAACAGCUUCCCCUCAAUUUUCCACAAACUCAUUAUCAAAUCCAUCAAGCACAAGUAAUUCAAUUAAAAAUAAUUCUCUGGUAGAAAAUAUUGAACAACAACAACACAAAUCAUUAACUAUAACUCCAAUUAACGAAACUGGAUCCAAGGAAAGAUUGUUGAAAACUGCCUCGAAUUAUUCAACAAGUUCUCACAGUUAUAAUUCUUCAACUAGCAGUAGCAACAGUAUGAAUAAUACUAAUGUUGGCGGAAGUGAUAAUGAAAUUCAGAAUAAUGGAAACGAGACUAUUAACAAUAACAACCAGUUACAUCGUAGAAGUUCAACUAGCACACCAACUACUUCUAUAAGUAAUGAUGAAAAGGAAAUAUUUGAACAAGAUGACGACAAAGACGUUAUUGAAGAAAAGAAGCCUGAAGUUGAAAAAGUCAAUGACGUUGUGUCGCCAAUUCAAGAAGCUGUUGUCAUACCUGAAGAAGUUGAAGAAAUUCCAGAAGCUACUGAAGUAUUGUCAUCUCCUGCUGUUAUAAACGAGUCUCCAGAAGAGCUCGAUGAGAAAGAAGCAAAAGUGGAAGAAGCAAAACAACCAGUACAAGAAAUUCAAGAAGUUGAACAAGUUGAAACUGAACCAGAAGUUAUCAAGGAAGCUAUAAAACCGCCAUUAUUAAAGUCUGUAAGUUCAAGUGAAGAUGAAGAUAAUGAUGAUAUAUUCAAAACUCCAAGAAAUUCAAUCUUAUUCUCCAACGACAAUAAUAAAUUGGUCAAUAAUGAAUCUAAAACUAGCAUUGAGAAUUAUGAAAAUAUGAAAUGGGAAGAUCCACAAGGUUCAAGUAAUUUAACUAACGAGACUCUCAAAGACGAAGAAAACGAUAAAAUCCAAACUGAAAGCGAGGAACAUCAACCGUCUACUAUUGAGAUUGCUCCACCUAACACUGUUGAAAGUUCAUUACCUGAUCCUGAUAUUGAAAACUCUCCACCAUUUGAUAUCAUUGACGACUAUACUGUUCUCGAUGUGGAUGAAGAACCAGAACAAAUAGAACUUGAGAGUGCCGAAGAAAACGACAAAUCUAUUGUUUUAGAAGAUCAUUUGAAUUUGGCAAGUCCAGUUCGUAUCAAUUCAGUCGACAACACUCUUGAUCUUAUUGAAGAUGAACCACCAUUGGAAAGAUCCAGUUUAACUUCAGAAGAAGAUUCAACUUCCUCUGAUGCUUAUUCAUUUGAAGGUCCUGAAAAUUUAGUUUUGAGAACAGUUGAUAAUCAUGAAAAUAAUAUCAGUGCACCAAAGGAAGCAAUUGAAGAAAUGCCAUCACCUUCUGAGUCAAUCAUGGUCAGUGAAGAACGUCAACCUGCCGAUGAACCAGUUGUUAUUCGUGAACGUAAAGAAUCUUUACCUCAAGCUCCUAUUGUCAAGAAGAAAUCUAUGUUAGAUGUAUUGGAUGAAGAGGUCAAAACUACUACUCCAAUAGUUAAGACAAAAACAACUACAGCUACUACAACGGCCACAGCAAGUCCUCAAAAAUCUUUGAAGUCAAGAACUAAAUCAUUACCUGAAUUGCAUCCAGAAGCAUCCUCAAGUAGUAGUUAUAAAUCUCAAUCAAAUGGUAACUUGAAAUCAUUAUGGAAGAAAAUGUUAGUCCCACCAAAACUACCAAAUAAAAGUGAAAUGUUGAAGAAUAGCUUUAAUAAAAAUAGCAGUGAGGUUUCAUUAAGUUCAAAUUCAACUGCUGCUGCCUCUUUUUCAACUGUCACUUCAAAUGCCACAUCUAAGUUCAAAAAAUCAUUCUCGGUAGCCAACUUGAAGAAAGCUAACCCAAUGAAAGGUAUGAAUAUUCAGAAGGCAUACUCACAACCAGUUGUCAAACCAGUUGCUAAGCCUUUGCCUUUUCCACCACCAGUUCCAGAAAAACCAUUGCCAGUUUAUGAUUUAACGCUACCUAGCAUUGAACAUGAUACUGAUGAUUUAUUUGAUGAUGUUAUGUUAACAUUUGAUGAAAGGUUAGAUGGUGUUCAAGAUAGUAUUCUUACUGAAAAUGGAUUGGAGAGUUUGGUUAAACCUGUUUUCCCUGCUGGAGGUUUAAGACCUUCAAAGAGUAGUAGUGAUUCAGUAAUUAAUGAACCAUUUUUAAAAGAUGAUGAAUUAACUUCAGCUCAAAUCAAAGAUGCUCAAAUUAAAGAUAACUCUGGAAAUACCAAAGGCGGUUCUAAUGCUAAUGGCAAUAGAAACUCAUCGAUCGAUGAUCUUUAUAUUGAUGAUAAUAUUAGAUUCUUACAAUCUGAAUUCAAUUGGUCUAAUCUUGAUGAUUCAGUCAAUAAGGAGAAUAAUUCUUCUGGAAAUGAAGUGGAAGAAGAUGACAAUGUGUCAGAAGAAUUUAAGAACACUAUGACUACAUCCGACGAUGAAGCUAAUAGUUCUCCCCCUCCUUCUGAUAGAAAUGAGAGAGAAACCAUAGUGAUCAAUAACGAACAAUUAUACACCAUCUUUCAUAAUUUAACUGACUUUCAAAAGAGAAACUUACCACCUCAUUUGAAAUACAUUAAACAAUUUAAAGAUUUCCAAUUUGUUGAAAUCAAUUUGAGUAAAUUUGAAGAAAUUCCACUGAUUCAUACUGAAGAUAGCGAAAAGCGUAAAUCAUUGCCAAUUCUUAAGAGAAGAAAUAAUUUACCACAAUUCAAUGUCGAUGAUAAUAACUCAAACAAGAAGAAGGUUUUAUUUUCUCAUAAAAUUGAAAUCAAUGAGACUUAUGCUCCUGACUGUUACAAGAGAUAUAAUAAAGCAGUUACUCAAUAUACUUUAACUGAGCAUUCUGAGAUUUCAAAGAUCAAAAAUGAGUUAAACUAUUAUAAAUGUAAUGAAAUGUUGGUACAUGAAAAAUCUCAAACUAAUACUCAUUUCUUUUACUUAUGA
Molecule: messenger RNA, 4215 nt
Organism: Scheffersomyces coipomensis
Lineage: Eukaryota; Fungi; Ascomycota; Pichiomycetes; Serinales; Debaryomycetaceae
Exons: 1
Coding region: 1-4215 (1404 amino acids)
Source: RefSeq, a predicted model, not a curated record